Molecule: messenger RNA, 753 nt
Organism: Acanthamoeba castellanii str. Neff
Lineage: Eukaryota; Discosea; Longamoebia; Acanthamoebidae
Exons: 1
Coding region: 1-753 (250 amino acids)
Source: RefSeq, a predicted model, not a curated record
AUGUACGACGCACAAUGGCUCGCUGGUGGACAGCAUGAUGACAUUGAGACGGAAGACAACGCCGACAGUGAAUCGGUGUUUUUCAUGGCCAUGCCCAACCCCGCCGCCGACAAUGACGACAGCAAUGGCGAUGAAACAUCACGGCGCCAGCCCGUCGCCAGACUGGUCGGCAUGAAUCAAGAGGACAUCAUGCAGCUGCCGCCAGAAGAACUGGCCGGUUUGGCGCUCGGCCUCGAUGCCGACCAGUCAGACGAUAGCGACCGACGCUAUGGCCCAUACGGCGAUGAUUACGCCAGCCGCACCGACCUCAGUUUUGUCAUGGCCUCGCCCAGCAUACUCGUUGCCGCGCCUGACGACGCCAGAGACUUGUCCGUUUCGCCAGAACAAUCGGCCAAGCGUGUGCGGCGUAGCGGAUCGCCUUUGUGGGGUAGCUCGCCCCCGACCUACGCAAGCAAUAUGGGGUUUCCAUCGGGCGGCUUUGGGAAGGCGAACGAGGACGAAACCGAUGAUCAAGGUAGCCAAGACUUCUACACAAGCAACGUUCCCGCUACGGAUCUGAACGACGCCGAAACAAUUGAAUUGAAGGCGCUAGGCUAUGAGGACGACGACGAUGGCGGCCAGGCGGCGUUUGAUGGGCCUUUUGCGUUUGGCGCUGCCGCAACCAAAAGCUGGCGCAAUAACCUGCAACGCGCUGACGACCCCGAGUAUCUUUCGCGCAUCCUGCGCGAACCCAAUUCGCCAUGGCAAUGGUGA